This is a messenger RNA of Thunnus maccoyii (southern bluefin tuna), 4116 nucleotides long. Its product is annotated as transmembrane protein 26-like. Bases 264 to 1226 code for a protein of 320 amino acids. The transcript is spliced from 6 exons. The record is from RefSeq and is a predicted model, not a curated record. NCBI's taxonomy places the organism in Eukaryota, Metazoa, Chordata, Actinopteri, Scombriformes, Scombridae.
AGAAGCUUUGACACGUAUUCAACGGCAGCCAGAUUCGUGCAGCAGCGCCAUUACUCAUUAUCUGAUCCCCUGUCAGGAAAACAGCUGGAUGUGACUCUUUUUCGAGGCGGAGCUUAAACUUUGUGGACUUUGUUCUUCAUCCAGUAGUUUUUGGUUUUUUUCUAAUCUGUGAGAGCUGCAGUCGCCGGUUGUGUGGGAACUUAACUAAUAACGGGAGAGCUUUAGUGGUGCACAGUAGUGACCUCCUGCAAACAGCCAGCGUGAUGAUCCUGUUCAAGUUUAUAAAUGCGAUCAUUACCAGAGCGUUAUUUCUCCUCGUCUCUCUGGUUGGGGUCUGGAGGGUGACAUGGGAGAAAAAGGACAGCAAUUACUGGUUUCUGACUUUCCUCUUUCUGCCGCUUGUCGCUGAAAUGAUAAUUACACUGAGGAGGCGAAAGGGACAAGAUUACAAAUGGUUUUCUCCGCCAAUCUUUCUGUUUCUCAUCAGUAUCAUUCCCUCCAUCUGGAUCCUGGAGCUCCACCACCAGCAGAACUCAGUCAAAGAUCGUCAGUGCAAAAAGCUUGACUCUUGGGAAAAUGUGCGUAAAUUGGUCACUCUGAACGAGACCCUGCACAACAUGACGAACCCGAACUACCUGAAGAGUAUUGAACAAGCUCUUUCAGUUGUCUGCUCCAAUGACUGGAUCCUAGCUCUUCAUCAGAUCCUGCUCAUCCUCCUCAUCCUGGGGAAGUGGCUCCUUCCUUUGGGAGGCGGAGUCACAAGAGACGAGCUCUCUCAACUUCUCCUGAUUUUUGUUGGCACAGCGGCAGACAUCCUUGAAUUUACCAGUGAGACGCUGUCAGAUGUCAAAGAGAACAGUCCUGCUCUGGUCUACAUCAUCUUAGCUGUAUGGACCUGGAGCAUGUUGCAGUUCCCCCUACAUCUAGCUGUGGUGAACAACAACUCAGACAAUGAGGGUGAGCAGGGUGCUCAGGAGGUAUCCCUCUGCGUUAUAAACAGCACGGACAUAUGGAAUAUUGUGGAGGCCUUGUUUAUCCAGGACGGGCCUUUCCUGGUGGUCAGGCUCACCGUCAUGACCCACUACAACGUCUUCCACCAGAUGCUCGGUUUCUUCGCCAUCAAGAACCUCCUGGUUGUCAUAUUGAACUUGUACAGGUUGUUUGUUAUAUGCCAGGACUUCAGAGCUUCCAGGAGUAGCAACAGGAGCAGCAGUGCCGUCCCAUGAGAUGAGUGGGACAAGUCAGUUCAGGGGAAAAGGGGAAUCAGGGAAAAUGGUGAGAUGUCACACCCAAAGUUUGUUUACAAUAGACUGAUAAAAACUGCAGUUUUCUCACAAUGUCCUUAAACUCUGUGGAAUCAAUUAGUUGUGAAUAAUUAGCGAUGUAUAUUGCAGAAAUCUGUGAGCAACUAUUUUCUUACACUUGCAAGUUGCCAAGUCCACAUUCCACACUUGACUUCCUAAAAUCCAACCCAUGUCAAAGCUUGUACUUCCCCUCAUUGUCAUUUCAGUUCAUUUUAAGCCAACCUUGGUUAGCUCGGUUAAAAUACCAAAGAAUUUAUUCAGUCGCCUACUAAAAUCUUACUCAGCUCAAUUACAAAGUGGCCUUACUGUUCAGCUUAAAGAAUGCUGCUGGUUUGACUGAAUAACUGAUGUGACAUUACAAACAGCAGGCAGGGGACACAGAGGAAAAGACGGAAGCAGAGCAGAACAGGAAAAAGGUGUAGGGGGUCCCGGUGAAAAAUAUUCUGAUAUGAUAUACAGAUGAUGCACAUUACUAAGCAUGUCAGCACAAUACGAAACUAAUGAAAAUAUCCGAGAAGCACAAUCUCGGCCUUGUCAACACAGCGGUAGCUGAAACCAGGAUACUGUUUGGAUAGGGAUGGGAAGAGUUUCUACCCGCGUGCUGCCUGGCGUCUUGUUUAGCGGAAGUGAGGGCAGGGAGGACAGGAAGACAGGAAGUCAGAGAGAGAUAAGAGAGAGAAGUGUUGAGAGAGGCUGAGAUCGAAGAGGAGCGAUUUUCCUGUCUGAGCCCACGCGGGAAGUUAGAACAGACUGUGAAAAUAUCCUGGUGAUAGUUGGCUGUUUGAUUAAACCCCUAUAUCAACACUGGACAAGUAUUUCUUGUUGUAUUGAAGGAGAUUAUAAAUUCUGUUUUUUCUGACAUUUGAAUAUGCAAGAAAUCAAGAGGGCAAGAAGGAAAUAAUCCCUCCUCCAAAUUAUGAUUCAUGUGUUGUAUCUCUUGGAUAAAUUGCCUAUUUAAAAAAAAGGAGAAGUGUAAAAUAAGGUCAUGAAAUCAUUGUAUUUGUCAUCUCAUAUUCUAUUCUUACUGUCACUGUCAUCAGACAGACUGUAACUGACUUUUUUUAGACUUUUUGGUAUGCUAAUUGAGUAAUAUCAUGAGAAGAAACAGAGGCUGAAGACAUAAAACUGCACUCAGAUAAUCAACUCACUUUGACUUGUGUGUGUCGCACACCCUUUAAACAAAAGAGCAAAUAAGUACCCGCUCACUGCUACCAGUGUUCCCAGUUCUUGUUUAAUUCCACAUGGAACGAAAUAUUGUCACUUUUAUGUGGAUUUAAAUAAGAACUUAUAACAAUUCAGCAGUGUGUGGUGUAGACCUUUUUGUUACCCAGCAGCUACAAAAAUGUAUGGAGUCCACUGAUGAUUGCAUACCCUUUAAAACUAUGAAUUAUUGUAAGAUUUAUAACGUCAAAGAAUCAGUAUUAUGACUCCCUAGUUUAUGUGAAAAUAUUUAGUAGACAACUUAUUAAACUGCAUUUUAAAUCUUCAAGAGACAAAAAGUCAGAUUGGAGAAAUGCUACAUGUACUGUAUGUAUUUCUGUUUUGUCAUGUUACCUUUUUUUAUUUUUUUUUACCCCAUAAUGUCCUCAAAGUUGCAUUAAACCCAGACCUGUAUUUAAUGUUUUACCAUAAUCAUAUAAUAAUUGUAAUGAUAAUGUGAAUGACGCAGACCAAUCAAAAUAAUCAAUAGCAUUGCAAUGUCUUGAAAGUUUAUUGUUCUUUUUUUUUUUUUUAAAGUAUUUGCAAUAUUACUUUUUCACAAGAGGUGGUUAAAAGAGGGGUAUCAAUACUUUAUGAUUAAAUGUGCAACAUAUCCUACACAGCAGCUUUAAUUGUUCAACCUGUAUUGUCACUAAUUGUGUUGUAAUUGUGUGCGUAUUUUGUUUUAAUCUCCUCUUGUUACUGAAUUUCUGAUUUUAAUAAAAUGGCAUGAAGAGGUUGGACCUUACUAUAGCAACUACAAAAAAAAUGAAAUACAUAUACAUUGUGCUGUCGUACAAACAUAGAUGUCUGUCUCCCCACUGUGGACAUCAGAGUAUUAACACUUGAAUUGAUGACGACAUCUGGUGACAGCUCAUGAAUCAGUAGCCAGACUUUGUUGGCUCACACAGUUUUUGUGUGAAAUACUGCGUCAGAAUCUUAUUUUAUUUGAGCGUCGAGAGGCUUACAGCUGUGAAAGUAAAAUAAACCAGAGCUGCUGUCAAAGUGUCUUGACGGUUAGUCUGUUUUCUCCGUCUAUUAGGCACCAGAGAUCGUCUCUAGAUGUCACUAUCAGUAUUUUCUUCUCUCUCUCUGCUGUUCAACUUUAAAGGCAUAGUCUGUGGUUCCUGUAUAAAAAUAAUAAAGUGCCCUAACACUAAAAUCCAAAACAGAACAGGAAAUCUGCUAUCACCACAUUGAUCAACGGUUUUUAAACAAAGAGAUGAUUACAUUUUAAUGUUUUAUGAUGCCGUUGAAUGUCUGAUUACAUUUUAAUACUUGUAACACAGAAGAAGAACAGACAAACAAUAAAAAAGUGUAUUACAGAUGUUGAGCCUCUGUGAGCUGCCAGAAAAGCUUCAGUGCUGCUUGGCAAAGAGACUCGAUUGGAGGGAUGAACACUAUUCUUCCAAAAUAUAUUCCCUUAUUUCCUGUUUCGUUGUGACAGGUCACUCCAUAAUCUCACUGCUACAUGUACUGUAUAUAUUUCUGUUUUGUCAUGUGACCUUUUUUAUUUUUUAUCCCAUAAUGUCCCCAAAGUUGCAUUAAAUCCAGACGUGUAUUUGAUGUUUUACCAUAAUCAUAUAAUAAUUGUUAUGAUACUGUGAAUAAC